Molecule: messenger RNA, 1405 nt
Organism: Haliotis rufescens (red abalone)
Lineage: Eukaryota; Metazoa; Mollusca; Gastropoda; Lepetellida; Haliotidae
Exons: 8
Coding region: 129-1277 (382 amino acids)
Source: RefSeq, a predicted model, not a curated record
AAAGAAUAUGUCCUAUUCGGAAUCACUAGCUGAGGUGUUUUAGUGUUGUUUCCAGCUUGAUGUGCCGAUCUUAUUUUGUGAGAUAAUAACUUCCGCAAACAUUGAGGGACAGAAUUCUACACUCAAUAAUGUCACUACCGACAAACAUUAAUCUGUGUAUAUACAUCGCUACGAUCUGGGGCACUCCUUGUGUGGACAGUCUUAUGAAACAUGCCCGCUACAGGAGAUUUAGUGAUGCGAUUGCCAUUGCAAACACGACUACACCAGAGUGGGUUUCUGAUCUCUUCUGUCUUGUAGAUACCUUAAUAGAGAAUCGGAAAACGUCUCUAACAACGCCCGAAACCAUUCAAUGUUUCACAAAUCGUGCAGUUUAUGGUAAGCGAAGCCUUUGGAAAAUCGUCCCCGGCAGAAAGGUCAUCCAUCGUACACACACCACAAAAACUCCCCUGAAAGCACAUAUUCGUCAAAAGAAUGGUGCUCACAAGACGAGCCGAAAGCCCGCCAGGUCAGCUGUGAGAGAGAGUAAAUAUAGCAAGUCAUCGUUUAUCCUGAUAUUUGACAUACCAAACAAGAUCGUCUACAAACUGAAGGAAGGGAAGCAUUAUACCAAAUAUGUCUUACCUACGAGCGACCGCUUAGUAGAUAUUGAAUUCUCUGUCAAAGAAGGCAAGGUCUUAUGGGUUGGACAGUGGAAGAUCAUGGCAACUCGCCUGAAGUCCAACCUCAACGCAAAUGACAUCUCACCUCACAGAUGGUUGGAACAAGAUGGACUUCGAAUGGUUAGAAGGGACUCAAGUCAUACUUUCCUGUUAACCGACCAGCACAUUUAUAAGUCCAGCUACCAUUACUCGAGCCGUUCACGCAAGGACAAAAUUGCAAAUAUUGUUUCCCCUUCUCAUGCCCAGUUGGAUGAAAAACACAGAUAUAUCUACUGGACAGAACAUUUCACAUACAUGGCAAAACUCAAGGUGGUCCCGUAUUCUGGAGGAAAGCCACGGACAAUCACUUCGGUUAAAGUGAUGCAAAGUUUUACCAUCACCGAAGACGGGUUCUAUUUGUUCUAUUGUGGACCAAAGCCUCGAUUUACUCUGAUGCACAACUUAAAGAAAGACAAGAAAUAUAGUACUAUCACGGAUGAGUGCAUCGGUGUUGCCAAUGGGGACGAUGCACAACUUUUCCUCACAUCAAGGAUCCUUGUGACGGUGCCCAGAAAGGGAAAAAGCUCCUGGCAUUCCUUUCCUACCAUUCAUAAAGGUGGUGUAAAGUAUAUCAAAUAAAAGUAAAGGGCACAUGGGCGUAAACACAAAAGGAUGCGCCGGCUUACACAGAUCACAGAAACCACCUACCUUUUUGAGGCUUCCUGUACAUGUAUAUUAUAACCUUGAGAAAUAAAAAUUCAAUCAUA